Tetranychus urticae (two-spotted spider mite) is the source of this 1504-nucleotide messenger RNA. Its product is annotated as gastric triacylglycerol lipase. Gene Ontology annotation, biological process: lipid metabolic process. Gene Ontology annotation, molecular function: hydrolase activity, acting on ester bonds. Lineage: Eukaryota; Metazoa; Arthropoda; Arachnida; Trombidiformes; Tetranychidae. The record is from RefSeq and is a predicted model, not a curated record.
CAGAGGCUAGUUUUGAGAAACACAACUUCGUUCAAGAUGUUGCGUUCAUCAUUAAGCAGUUUUAUUCUAUUAAUUUCAAUCAGUUGGUGUUCAGUCUUGUGUAACCCAUCCGAGCUUUUAGACUUACCAUCAUUGUACUCCCAUUACAAUGCUGAUCCAGAUGCAGGAAAAACUCCAUGUGAAUUGAUCAAGUCUCGAAAUUUCAUUUGCGAAAAUCAUUCAAUCAAAACAGAUGAUGGUUACAUACUUUCAGUUCAAAGAAUAAUCAACCCAGUUCUCAGGCAAAGAGGAAAGACCCCAAUCAAGCCUUACGUGCUCCAACAUGGUCUGUUUGGGUCUGCAGCUCAUUUCCUUACUAAUGCUCCAGGAGGCUUUGCUGCUGAUUGGACUGCUAGAUCAUUAGAUUCAUCAAAGCUCAGCCAAAAAGGUCGAAAUUUAGCUUACUUGUUAGCUAACUUUAACUACGACGUUUGGUUACCAAACUCAAGAGGAAAUAAAUACUCAACAAACCACACAACCCUCAAUCCAAAUAAAUUAAUGGGCGAUUUUUGGAAGUUUUCUUUCGAUCAGAUGAUUGCAUAUGAUGCACCAGCAGUUAUAGAUUACAUCUUGAAUGUAACCAACUCAGCAUCUCUUGGUUGGAUUGGUCACUCUCAAGGUACAACUAUCAUGUUCGGUUUAUUGUCAGAAAAGCCUGAAUAUGCAGCUAAAGUAGAGCCAUUCAUUGCAUUAGCGCCAGUGGCACACGUCACUCAUAUAAAAUCGCCACUUCGAGUCUUGGCUCACCUUCAUGGUAUCAAAAAAUUCUUCUACGAUUUCCCAAACAAAUUAACAAUACCACAAGAACUUUUAGAUAAAAUGGCUGAAAAAUGUGAUAAAUCUAUGCUCAAAGAUAUUUGCUCAAUGCCAAUAUUUUUAGCUUGUGGUUACAAUCCAAGUCAAUUGAACUCAACUCGACUACCUGUUUAUUAUACUCAAGGCUUUGCUGAAACUUCCAACUGGGAUUUACUUCACUUUGCACAAAAUAUUGUCAACAGAGGUUUUUACAAAUUUGAUCAUGGAACUGUCGGUAAUCUAUGGCGAUACUAUUCUGUAUAUCCUCCAAAGUAUGAUUUGAGUGCAAUCAAAUCAAAAUCAAUUCAUCUUUUUACUUCUCUCAAUGAUGCACUGGCAAGUCCAGAAGAUGUUAAAACACUUAGAAAGGCUAUGAAAGUGAAUACAUUCGAGUACAGUGUACCUGAAGCUUCGUUCAACCACAUGGACUUCAUUUGGGCAAAGGAUGUUUAUGAAUUACUUUAUAAACGAGUGCUAGAAGUCAUGAAAAAAUUCGAUUAAAUUUAGCAACCAAACAGUUUCUUCGCCGUCAUGCAAAUAAUAUUUGCAUCAAAACUCUGAUGAUAUGCUGUACAAUUGAAUUAAUUGUUAGAAGCAUAUUUAUAAGAAUAAAAUACAAUUUGAAAUGAAACUUGCACAAAAUAUUAAUAACAAUAACAAAUUCGUUUUC